Colius striatus (speckled mousebird) is the source of this 3888-nucleotide messenger RNA. Its product is annotated as KIAA1549 like. NCBI's taxonomy places the organism in Eukaryota, Metazoa, Chordata, Aves, Coliiformes, Coliidae. The transcript is spliced from 20 exons. The record is from RefSeq and is a predicted model, not a curated record. Bases 16 to 3888 code for a protein of 1290 amino acids.
UUAGCUGACAUUUCUAUGGGACAGACUUUGGAGAAUGCAAACUUACUUCAGAUGAUAAAAACAACACUGACUGGCACACGUAUCAGGACUUUGGAUGAAACUCAUCUGUCCACGCUUUAUCAAGGCAGUGGAAACAGCGCAUCCCAGGAACCUGCUGAAGUUUCAGCUGAGUUGCCCCUGAGAUCGUCAUCUCAAGAUGCAGAUGAAACAGCUGCUGUAUCAGUGUUAUCUGGAGUAUCUUCUGGUGCAAUACCUACAGUAGGAACUUCAGAAGCAAACGCACUAACAAGAAAACCAUCUCCAGCUUCACCAGUGCCAGCUUCUUCUUUCUUUUCUCUAGGCACUGAAAACACACCUUUGCCAUCUGUGAUGGCUUUAAGCACACCAAUACUGACACUAACAAAAAAUAGCACUUCCACAAAAUUGGCACCAGAUCUGAGCUCAGUAGGAACACAUGCAGAUUUUCCUUUUGCAACAAGAAACACGACUGCAUCACCCAUGGACAUGACAGCUAUGCUCAUAACCCCCAAAAGCAGCACGGUUACAGCUUUCCCACUUGCACCCACAGCACAUGUACCAAGGCAGAUAGAAACAACAGUAACUGACACCCAGAAGUUCCCAAGCUCAGAAAUCACCAAAACAUCAACCUCAUAUCCACUGACAAUGACAGCAGCUUUGACGUCUAUUACAGCAUCAGCGAAAACAACUAGGCUUCCCCCUACUCCAGUGGAAAACACCUCUGCUCCUCCUGAAACCACAGUAGCAGCCGCUUUCGCUAACAUGACAACAGCUCCUCCCCUGGAUUGCCGCCUCUCCAGGAACCUUAUGGUUAAAACAGUUCUGUUUCUGAACACAAGGAGGAUGCUAAUCAGCAACCUGUUCAAGGAGAGUGUGAAAAGAGGACUCAACCAAAUGCUGAGACAAGCUUUCAACCAGAAUGUCAGUGCUCAGGUUGAAAUCCUGGAGCAAUCAAAUAAUGUAACAGUUGGUUACUAUGUUACCCGGGGCAGAUUGGUUUUUAUGCCAGCUGCUGUAAUUGAAAGGCUCCUUGCAUAUGGCAUUAGCAACGCCACAGCAGAUGUCAAGCAGCAUGUCCCACAUCUCCAGUCCGUGGCAGCCCUGGCCUUGCCGUGGAAGCCCCUUCCUGCCUAUCACUACCAGCUGAAAACAGAGCUGCAGUUUGUGAGUCAAACAGAUGAUAUACAGUCAUGCAAGUUUGUUCAGACCAUGGAGCAACGGUUACAGAGAGCAUUUCAGGAUGCUGAAAGAAAGGUCUUAAAUACCAGUAACAACUUAACAGUUCAGAUUUUGAACACCUCCAAUGUCUCCCAAGCUGUCACUCUGUUUUAUGUAGUGAACAAUCAAAGCACAACUCUAAAUGGCACUAUUUCCAGCAACCUGCUUAAUCAGCUGUCAGCUGAGCUGGUGGGUUUCUACCUAACCUACCCGCCUCUCACCAUUGCAGAAUCUUUGGAGUAUCCAAACCUUGAUGUCUCGGAGUCAACUAGAGACUACUGGGUGAUAACAGUUAUUCAAGGGGUUGAUAUUGCGUUACUGGGACUGAACAAUCAGAGCUUUGCAAGACUAAUGGAGCAACGUUUGGCCCCGCUGUUUAUGAUGUCUCAUCAGCAAGGAAGACGAUUCAAACGUGCCACUACUGUGGGCAGCUACACUGUGCAGAUGGUAAAAAUCCAACGUAUUCCAGGACCCAAGGAGCCAGCUGAACUGACAUACUAUACCUUAUACAACGGGAAGCCUUUGCUGGGCACUGCAGCUGCCAAAAUUUUGAGUACUGUUGACUCUCAGCGAAUGGCCUUGACACUGGGUUAUGUUAUUCAAGUUCAAGCUGAUCCUGUGGUGAAGAACCCCCCAAACAACCUGUGGAUCAUUGCAGCAGUGCUGGCUCCCAUUGCUGUGGUUACAGUUAUCAUCAUCAUCAUCACAGCAGUUCUGUGCAGAAAGAACAAGAAUGACUUCAAACCAGACACCGUGAUGAACCUGCCUCAGAGAGCUAAACCAGUACAAGGCUUUGACUAUGCCAAGCAACAUUUAGGUCAGCAAGGAGCUGAAGAUGAGGUUUUACCUGUAACUCAGGAGACUGUCAUACUUCCACUUCCAGUUAGAGAUGCUCCUGCCUCCCAGGAGAGAGAAAUUACUCAGGAUGGGAGCACCAUCAAAACUGCCAAAUCCAAUGAAACAAGGAAAAGCCAGUCCCCAAGUCAGAAUGGCUCCAUCAUCAGCAACGGGUCGGGAAAGCCCAGCUCUGGCCAGAGCUCCCUCCAGAAAGUAAUGGCACCGCAAAAAGUGACAAAAGAUGAAGGAAGGAAACGAAAUGUGCCCAUAAGUGAUGAAGAGGAAGGAGGCAUUCUCUUUGAUAACAUUGCCAAGUCUGCCGUUGACCCCUUCGACACUUCUUCUGGAUCGGUACAGCUGAUAGCUAUCAAACCUGUGGCACUGCCUGCUGUUCAUGCUGCAUCAGAUAGGAGUCAGGAGACUGCCAUCAUUAAUGGAGAGGUGAAUAAGGCUUUGAAGCAGAAGUCUGAUAUAGAACAUUACCGCAACAAACUGCGCUUGAAAGCCAAGAGGAAGGGGUACUAUGAUUUCCCGCAGGUUGAUAACAGCAAAGGGCUGACAGAGAGAAAAAGGAUGUAUGAAAAAAACCAGAAAGAACUUGACCAUAUCUUGGAUCCAGAUGCAGAUGUCUCAUCUCCAUUUGCUGAGCCUAAGAACAGGCAACUGAUGAAGAACUCAGUAUACAGAAGCAGGCAGUCUUUGAACAGUCCUAGCCCAGGAGAGACUGAGAUGGAUCUUCUUGUGACUCGAGAAAGACCUAGACGUGGAAUCCGUAACAGUGGAUAUGACACUGAGCCUGAAAUUAUAGAAGAAACAAAUGUUGACCGUGUCAAUGAGCCUCGGAGUUACACCAGGUCCCGUCAGGCCAAAGGCCACUCGGAGACCUCAACUUUAAGUUCUCAGCCCUCCAUUGAUGAGGUUCGACAGCAGAUGCAUAUGCUCUUGGAAGAGGCUUUCAGCCUGGCCUCUGCAGGCCACGGAGGACAGAGCAGGCAGGAGGCGUACAGCUCAGCACCGCACUUGCCCUACUCGGAGGUUGUGACCAGUGCUCCUGGUACCAUGACCCGAACUAGAGGGGGGGUACAGUGGGUACCCACAUACAGACCAGAAAUGUAUCAGUACAGUUUACCAAGACCAGCUUACAGAUUUUCUCAGCUUCCUGAGAUGGUAAUGGGUUCCCCUCCUCCUCCUGUCCCUCCCAGAACAGGUCCUGUGGCUGUUGCCUCUCUCAGGAGGUCUACAUCAGAUAUUGGCAGCAAGGUGAGAAUACCUGAGUCCAGUGGGGCAGAUCAGGCCCAGCAUCAUGAUCAGGCAUCUUUUGCACCUGGUUCAAGAGUUCCAAUGUCUGUUGGUCCACUUGAUCAAUCAGCUUUUCACUCAGGAAAUACCGUACCAGCAGUGUUUGCCAUACCAGCAGCAAACCGACCUGGCUUCACGGGCUAUUUUAUCCCAACACCACCCACUGCAUACAGAAACCAAGCCUGGAUGCCCUAUGCUGGAGAGAAUGAAUUACCAGGGCAGUGGGCAGACUCAGUGCCACUACCUGGAUACAUCGAGGCUUAUCCACGGCCCCGCUACCAACAUAAUUCUCCUUCACGACUUCCUCGCCAGUACAGCCAGCAGGCAAGCAUGCACCCCAGCCUGGAACAAGCUCCUCUGCCAUCCACUGCAGCUUCUCAGCAGAGCCUGACAGAAAAUGACCCCUCUGAUGCUCCUCUCACCAACAUUUCUACAGCAGCCCUCGUAAAGGCAAUAAGAGAAGAAGUUGCUAAACUGGCUAAAAAACAAACAGAUAUGUUUGAGUUCCAGGUGUAA